AUGGAGAUUUCAGUAAUUGGAAGCUCACAGGUGAAUGUUGGGAGGAUAAUUGAUUUUGGGUACUGUAGCUUUAGCAGGAAUUCGAAUAUUAAGUUAUUUAAUUCAAGGAAUUACAAUAAUUCAAAGGCGUGCAGCAGCAAUCUUGGUCGGAAUCAAACCCUAGUUUGUCCUUCAAGAUCCACCGUUGGUUUCUGUCUUAAAGCAUCUGCCUCUGCUCAGAAUCAAGCUGUUGUUUCUGAGGAAUCUUCAAACAUUGCAGAGCCUAUUGAAAGCACGAAAUUAUACGUUGGUCUACCGUUGGACACGAUCUCGAAAUCGAAUAAAAUAAACCAUGCUCGAGCAAUUGCAGCAGGGCUAAAGGCAUUGAAGUUAUUAGGUGUGGAGGGUGUAGAGCUCCCACUCUAUUGGGGCAUAGUCGAAAACGAGGCGAUGGGGGAAUACAAUUGGACGGGUUAUCUUGCAAUUAUCGAAAUUGUCCGAAAAUUGGGUCUUAAGCUUCAUUUAUCCGUUUGUUUCCAUGCAUCCGAAGAAGCCAAGGUUUUGCUCCCACAAUGGGUUUCAAGAAUCGGUGAAUCUGAGCCGUCCAUUUACUUCACUGAUCGAUCGGGGGGUCGCUACAAAGAUUGCCUAUCGUUGGGUGCGGAUGAUGUUCCUGUUUUAGAUGGAAAGACUCCGCUUGAAGUGUACGCAUCGUUUUUCGAGAACUUGAAAUCUUCGCUCUCGCCUUUCAUGGGUUCCACAAUCACCGUAAGUUCAUUUUUUUUCGUGGAGUAGAAGUGUGUAAAAUGCGUAGUAGUAUGU
Erythranthe guttata (spotted monkey flower) is the source of this 801-nucleotide messenger RNA. NCBI's taxonomy places the organism in Eukaryota, Viridiplantae, Streptophyta, Magnoliopsida, Lamiales, Phrymaceae. The record is from RefSeq and is a predicted model, not a curated record.